This is a messenger RNA of Cercospora beticola, 3402 nucleotides long. It is a transcript of the gene SIP5, whose product is annotated as Sip5p. The record is from RefSeq and is a predicted model, not a curated record. Gene Ontology annotation, cellular component: cytoplasm. NCBI's taxonomy places the organism in Eukaryota, Fungi, Ascomycota, Dothideomycetes, Mycosphaerellales, Mycosphaerellaceae.
CGACGUGUCCGGCGGCUUAUGAGAUCUUCGCGGCCCAACAACCACGACGACGACAUCGAAAACACUUCUGCCAACUUCGCAUGGUUACGGACCAUUCUUUCCCCCACUCCCACCAUCCUUGGCCGACAACUUAGUGCGCCGUGUAUCGCUCUCACUGAAACACCACCGGCCGGCAUCGCCCCUCAUAUACCACAACGAAACACCAUUCACCGCGUCGUGCUGCCCACCUCACGUGCUCUAAACCUCGACCGACAGGGAACUACCAAACGGCUGCCUUGGCCACCGCCGUGCUACUCUGCUUGCCCGGGCGAGCUAUUCACCACGACCGCACCCAUCCCGGUGACAGCCCAAUGCGCCCCGCGAAUAUCAACUGGAUGCUGCGCUGAGAACGGCAAGCGCGGAGUUCCGGUCACUUCAUCAUGGGCAACAGCUCAUCCAAAGACGAGCGCAAGGCCGGGAGACCGGCUGGCGACAGACAAAAUGCCAGCGCCACGGCGCCACCUUCACAGCAAGCUUCGACAGAACGAUCCGCCGGGCGAGUAUAUGUUCGAAGUAAUGGCAACACGAGCGCGCGGGGCAGCAGCAAUAAUCUAUCCCUCCUUCGGAUAGUGCGGGGAGAUCGAGAUGAGGCCGAUUCUGCACAGGCAGACCGUCCCCGGGAGACGAAGCAGGAGCGGGAAGCACGACGGGCAGAACGCGAACGGCAGGCGCGGAUCAAAGAGCGGGAACGCAGUAUGCGGGAAGAGCAUGUUGAUGGCGGGUAUUUGGUGACAUUGGGCGUGUACGUCGGCGUCGAGGACUUCAACAAGCAGGUCGUGAGACAGCUGCAGAUUGAGCGGAGACUGGCUCCGUUCUGGAAGGGACUCGAUGAUCACUCCGACUCAUGGACAGAAGCACAGCUGGUUGCAGCUGCACGAGGACUGCCGAUCCCCGCUGCAGAUGAAGUGCCUGCAGAGAUGGCAAGAAGCACUUCGCAGGCCUCCAACGAUGCGCGCUCGUCCGAAAUCAACGUCAACAGCUUGACAGUCCCCAUCACAGGCCGAUCACAGUCAUAUCAGUCGGACAGAUCGACGUCCUUAUCAGCGUCACAUCCGGCAUUCUCGACGAAUUCUGGUCCCUCCUCUCCCACCGGCCAAGGCACGUCACUGCUCCGAGGGCGUGCUAAGACGCUCGCAUCUCUCGCGAGCGGGAACAAAAGUCAAUCACCAGAUUCGACCCCUCAAGAAGUGAAGCUGCCGAACGAUCCCAACGUUAAUGGCCAACCGCUUGAAGCUUACCUCUACAAGGAUGUCCUCGAAUGUCCCAUUUGCUUCAUGUACUAUCCUCCCUACCUGAACCACACUCGAUGCUGCGACCAGCCCAUUUGUUCGGAGUGCUUCGUCCAGAUCAAGCGACCGGAUCCGCAUCCACCGGAGCAUGAGCAGCCGGGCCAGCAGCGGCCGCCAGAGGAAGAAGCAGAACAACUGGUGUCGGAAGAAGCAGCAUGUCCGUUCUGCGUGACACCACAGUUCGGUGUGACUUACGAGCCACCGUCUUUCCGAAGAGGUCUGGCUUACGCAAAUCAACCGAACGGGAGCUUGAAGCCGCACGCUUCAGCUAUGUCAUCAUCCACAUCACUGCAAGCGCAGACAGGGCGUCGUAGAGCUACAUCUCUGUCCGCGAAUGCGCCAAAUGUGGUCACAACGGACAGAGUCCGGCCGGACUGGGCCAAGAAGCUUGCAGAUGCAAGAGCAAACUUGCUCAGGAGAUCAGCUGCUGCUACUGCGCUACAUAAUGCAGCCUACGUGCUGAACAACCAAGGAGAUGCAGCUGGUAGAGUUGGAUUCGCCGUUGGGAGGCGGCGACGAACACUGUUCGGUGACAGUCCGAGCGCUAGUGGAAGUGGGACCCCACGAGAAGGUGACAGCAGCGACAUUGCUGGAGGCAGAACCAGCUCGCGGAGAGCUCGUGUUGAAGAUCUUGAAGAUCUGAUGAUGAUGGAAGCAAUUCGGCUGUCGCUGCAAGCGGAAGAGGAGCGAAAAGCAAGAGAGGAGAAACAGGCCGCAAAAGAUGCGAAGAAGAAGGCCAAGGCAGACAAGAAGGAUGAGAAGAAGGCGGAAAAAGCUGCUAAGAGGAGUGGCCGAAGUGGCUCGUUGUACCAAGUCGGGACGAACGACAGCUCGAGCAGUUGGGCUGGAACGAGUGCUAUGGCUCGCUCAACGAGCAACCUGGGCGCACAACCAACGAUACCUGAAGAAGAGAUUCAAGGGAAAGGGAAACAGCCCGCCCAGGACUUUGCUGGAUUCAAUCCUUUGACAGAACCCUCCUCCACACUGAACAACCCUGCAUCGGCGUCCUCGGCGCCAGAAAGCGCACAACAGCAUCUCGAAGCACAGCGAGCGCGAUUCGAGUCGGAAUCUAGCCCGGUUCCUGCGCCAAUGCGUCCCACGCACCAUUUUCGAGACUUGUCAGGCGUCUCCGGAGUAUCGUCCGCUGCUUCCUCUUUCGUUGACUCUGGAGCCAACUCCAACUUCUCUUCACAUAAUGCGAGCGGCUUGGACGUGAGUACCGGCGGCGCUCAGAUGGACGGCACAAGUUCACGAUCUGGAGCUGCCGCAGCAGGUGGCGAGCCUAUGCUCAAUUUUCAAUCCUUGACAGCCAUGAUCGAAUCGGACGACAAGGCUCACUCUCAACAUGUCGAGCAUGCUGGCUCUUCGAGCCCGGCCGCUGAGCAAUUGAAGGAGCCUUCGCCUACUGGAUCCGCACUGCCCUCGCCGUCGCUGCUACCUGGGGAAGGUAACAGAUCACGAGGCGAUAGUGGAGAAUCGUCGAGUUCUGCACCGCCUCCUGUCUAUGUGGAACCUGUCCAGGAAAGUGAGAAGCAGGCAGAUACAGACGCCAUUACCCCUGCUCCCGAGGCUAUCACUGUGCAUAAUCCAGAUCAUAAGGAGCCUUGUAGUGUGCAGUUGAUGGAUCAUGGGCAUGGACAUGGGCAUGUGGGUACGAUAUGAAGCCAUCGCCCUUGAGCCUUCAACGGGAUUCGCCGAGUGCUCCACGCGACAGGCAGGGAGUGAGGAUAUUGUAUUCGUGUGUAUUGUGUAAGACCUCCGAGAGAGCGGGCUCGAGAGGAGACCCGGAGGCGAGCUUUCUUUUCUACUUUUUGUGUUGGUUUUUUUUUUAAGUCUGUCGUCUGAACAUUUAGAUUAAUGGUCCGGGAACCGGAUCGCAUGGCGUUUUUGACAGAGUCGUUUUUUGAGGAUGAGCAUCGGCAUUUUCAUGAAUUUGAGGAGCGAAAAGGGAAAGGGAGAUUGUAUCAAUUGAAGUGAACUAGUUGUCUACACAUGUGAAGGACUUUGAUGAGGGGUGUAGAGAGACGUGGAAAUGGGAUGAAAGUUGAAGGAAACUUUCUUUUGCUGAUGGGGG